Messenger RNA from Lepidothrix coronata (blue-crowned manakin), 797 nucleotides. It is a transcript of the gene CGA, whose product is annotated as glycoprotein hormones, alpha polypeptide. Gene Ontology annotation, cellular component: extracellular region; follicle-stimulating hormone complex. Gene Ontology annotation, biological process: thyroid hormone generation; positive regulation of steroid biosynthetic process. Gene Ontology annotation, molecular function: follicle-stimulating hormone activity. The transcript has 4 exons. The coding region runs from base 100 to 462 and encodes 120 amino acids. The record is from RefSeq and is a predicted model, not a curated record. NCBI's taxonomy places the organism in Eukaryota, Metazoa, Chordata, Aves, Passeriformes, Pipridae.
AGUUUUGGGAACUUAUAUCCAAGAGUCGAGGACAGCUCAACUUCAAACACCAUCCUGCAGUUUCUCUGAUUUAUUCUUGUUAAACAAGGGAGGCAGAUCAUGGAUUGCUACGGGAAGUAUGCAGCUGUCACGUUGACCAUUUUGUCUCUAUUUCUACAUCUUCUUCAUACUUUCCCAGAUGGAGAGUUUCUCAUGCAGGGUUGUCCAGAGUGCAAGCUAGGGGAGAACAGAUUCUUUUCCAAGCCGGGAGCACCUAUCUACCAGUGCACUGGGUGCUGUUUCUCCCGUGCCUAUCCCACUCCAAUGAGGUCCAAGAAGACCAUGCUUGUUCCAAAGAACAUUACAUCAGAAGCAACGUGCUGUGUAGCAAAGGCUUUUACCAAGAUUACCCUUAAGGACAAUGUGAAGAUAGAAAACCAUACAGAUUGUCACUGCAGUACCUGCUACUAUCAUAAAUCCUAAAACCUCUCCCUUUGUUAAUGGUCAAGGACAACGGUGAAUGGAAUGUUUGUUUUUCAGCUUUUAUAGCACUACUGUGUAAAAUCUUAUGUUUUCUGGUCAAGACACUGGCUAGACCUUUGGAUAAGAUAGAUGGCUAUUUCAUUUCCUCUUUGCUUCUUCAUGCAUUUAACUGUCUAAUUAUUUCCAUUAAGGAUAAAAUACAGCACUUGCAUGACAACCAAACACUUGAUCUAUUUUUAAAAUAAACUGUCAGUUAAAUCAUCAAUGUUUAUUGAGAAAAAAAUGGUGAUGUAAUAGCUUAAUACACGCAUAAAAAAAGAUUCUGCUACAAUUAA